GCCCCCCUCAACAAAAAUCCUGGCUAUGCCCAUGGAAAGAUCCCAGUUUACAUUUUCCUAGACCUAGAGGGAAAUGGUUGUAUUUAGCUAGGUAACCCAGAGUAAAGGUAAAGGUAAAGGGACCCCUGACUCUGGGGUUCCGAUGCUCAUCUCACGUUAUUGGCCGAGGGAGCCAGCGUACAGCUUCCAGGUCAUGUGGCCAGCAUGACAAAACCGCUUCUGGUGAACCAGAGCAGCGCACGGAAAUGCCGUUUACCUUCCUGCCUGAGCGGUACCUAUUUAUCUACUUCCUGAAAUCAAUGGAACAAUGUAAGUCUGUAUAUUCAUUUGAAUGGGUCUACUCUGAGUUAGACUAGUACCGUAUUGGAUGCAGCUCAGAGGAACAACAUGUAUGAUAAUGUCAUAGUCUUAUUGAACAGCAUCCAGGAUGGAGGUGAUUCUGGAAGGAAAGUAUUUAUUUAUUUAUUUAUUUAUUUAUUUAUUUAUUUAUUGUGUGUGUGUGUGUCUAACUAGCCACUCCAGCAGGGAUUGUACAGUGGCUUGACACAGAUAUGAGGGUAGUAGCUCCAUAGUAAGGACAUCUUCACCUGUUGCAUCUGUCUGAAAUAGAGCUUUUCUGCAGAUCAAGAACCUUUGGGAGCAUGCUGGUCACUGUUGCAGGUUACGGAGUGGAUUUUGAUCAUGAUGAGUGCAAAGUGGGGAGUGGGGCGGAUCCUGUAGCUGUGGUGAUCAAGGGAAAGACAAAUAUUGUAUUCAAUUUUUUACUGUUCCUUGUUUGUUCUGUGUAUAUUUACCUAAAAAACAAAAACAAACCAUUUAAAAAUAAGAGAAGAGAGAAUAUCAAGCAGUAGCCAACAGCUCUCCAACAUAAUCUCUGUAGAGGGAUGCAUAUUGGGUUCUUGUGAGCAGGUGUGAGAGAGCAGUGACUGGUGCUGCCUGAGUGCUCAGCCCUGUAAGGCAAAAGUGAGCCUGUAAGGCAAAAGUGAUCCUGUAAGGCAAAAGUGCACCUGAGUGUCUCACCAGAAGUGGCAAUAGUUGCAGAGGAGUGCCUGCCUUUGUCAACAGGUAGCCGUGAUAGGAGGCAAGAGAACAUCGUGUAAAAGGCAGCAGGCAGUGCGGUUGCUGUAAAUAAAGCUGUACAGUUUAGACAAGAUGGACGUAGUCGCACAUAGCAAAGGGGGUGUGGUAGAGGGAGACACUUGAAGCAGGCAUGCGUUACAGGAUGUGUUUUCCCCUUUAUUUACUUCAUUGUUGUUGGGAUGGAGUGGAAUUUGGUGAUAGGAAUCUGGAGCCCUAUGGUGAGUUACCUGCUACAGUUAUCGGUCACUUGCAACCAAGUGAAGAUGUACGGCGCCAGAAUGGUGCCUAUGUCUCCACCAUCUGGGGAUGCAGGCCUGGGGAUCAUUGGAUCUUGCCUGUUUUCACACAAUAACAGUGCAUCCUUUCGAAUUUUAUCUGUGGGGUUUUAUCUGCACAACUGGAACGCAUUUCAUUCCAUUUUGGCAACUGUAACCCUGGUUUAAGGAGCCAUUUGGUGCCUAGCUUUAUAUAUCUGAGUUUCUAAUAUUGGAUCAGAGUGGUACAUAGCUCUAUGCACUCUGUCAGCUGAUUUAGGAUGUCUCUGUGUGGGAUUUAUCUAUUGAUGGUGGUGUGCUAUGAAUGGGUCCUAUGCUUUGCCAUGAGGAUGUGACUGGAGUGAUUGUCCAUGCAGGGGUUGCUUAAAUCCCCACCCCCUUCCACUGAUAUCUCAGCUGCUUGUGUGGAUUCUUUGUGAUAGGCUGAGCACUGAUGUAAUAUUGUGCUGUUGAUGGGGACGUGUCUGUGGACUGAAGGAUUGUAGGAUACGAUGUCUGGAGUUCUUCCCUGUGUGGCCCAUGACUCUGCCUGAUAUUGGCCUUUUUAAUCCUGGAACGGCUCUGCCAACAGAGUGCUCUACAUAUCUGUCAGGGCGACAGCCCAUCUGGCAUUCUGCCUGCCUAGCAUGGCUUUGCCAGUUUCUACGGCAAAUCUCAAGUACUGUAUAUGAUUGCCCCCUAAAAAUGAAUAGCUGCAAUGUGUCCUUCCCUGCUUUGUACUUAGCAAAUUCUUUGCUUUGCGAUUUCAUUUGUUUCCUGUUAUAUCAAUAUUAUAAUUGAUUCUGGUUUUGUAUGAGGAACAUACUGCCUGUUAGUAUAUUGAUUGUUCGGGGCAAAUGAGGUUUCUGUGCUUUCCAGGAUAAAUGGUUGAUUUCCUGGGUUUUUCCAUGAUCUGUAUUUGGGUAAUGGGACAGGAUGGACAACUGAAGGCCUAAAUUCGCCCUUUUGUCUAGAAGCCAGCUGCCCACUUCUUUCGGAAGAUGGUCAGAACUAUUUUUCUUGUUAGAGAGAGAAACCUGAGUAGGUUCAAAGAAGAGUCCUUUAUGCUUUGGCCUUGUGCCACAUACUUUAUUUCAUAGCUGCUAUGCUAAAUGAGUUAACUACCAAAGGGUUUUUCAUUAACUCACUUGGCAGCCAUAUAUUUAACUUUUUGAAAAAGAAAAAAAAGAGAGUGUAACUUAAAGAGGACAAAACCUCACACGAGGAACAUUUUGCUAUUCAGCUGCAUAGUUUUAAGAACCAGAUUUAUUUAUUUUUUAAAUCAUUUCCUCCUAUUUGUUCUCUCCAUCUCAACCUGGGACAAGAGUAGGUGGGGGAGAUCUAUCAAUAUUUCAGCAGCUAAUUACCAUAGGCAGCAGUAACUGAAUAUAGUCCUCACCCCUUGAACUCCAAUGUCACCAGUUCCCUCUGUUUUAUUAGGUCAGGCGUGCACCCAUUGUUACACGCUGUGGCAUUAGCAAGAACAUUGUUCAUGUUACAGAACAAGCCAUGGCAGCUUUCAGGCCAACGUGGUGUUAGUAGUGGUGAUGUCUGUUUUCCUGCUUGACACCAAUAGCCAAAUCCUAUGUAUACCUAGUGCUAUUUUUCCAGAAAAAGACUCACCAUGAGCGCCUCGCUUGUCCUCUUAUAAUGACAAUGGUGCCCACCUGAGGGUUGCCCAGAAUUGAAUUCUGGUGAGUUCCGGUUGAAAAAAGGCCCUAUGUAUAUCCAUUUAUUCAUGAUUACAUUUAUAUCACACUUUCCCACCAAGAAGCUCAAGGUGGCAUAACAGUUGCCUCUCACAACAACCCUGUUUGGUAGGUCAGACCUAGGUCAGCCAAGGUCAUUUGGUGAGUCUCGUAGCCAAACAAUUAUUUGAAAACUAGUCUUCCACCCCCACCCCCUGCUCUCCGCACACACACACACACACACCCGGUGCCGGAGCAUGAAGCUCCGCUACUGCUUCCAGGUCCAACAUUUUAGUCACUACACCUGGUGUAGACUUAUGCACUUCUUGAGAGAAAGUCCUGCUGAAAUCCAUGGGGCUUCCAUUGGGGGGGGGGGGAACCUCCAUAGGAUUAACCUGUUUAAGCAUAUUUACAUUUCCCAUAUCUGCCAUGCAAAAAGGGAAAACCCACUUGGCUGAAAUGUAUGUUCUGCUUUCUGCUCUGUAUACGCAGAAAUAGUGGUUCAAAAGUGCACUUACAAGCACAGUCCUAUGCAUGCAUAAACCAGAAGUAAACCCUAUUUUUUUCCUCCAGUGGAACGUCUUCCAAAUCAGAACGCCCAGCCUAGGGUCGGAGGCCGAGGCUUCAGUCCUCUGUACACUAACCCAUCAAACGCAAUGGGACUUCCUCCUGAGCAACCAUGCGUGCGUAGGGGGAAGUGCGCUUUUAGGAUUAUUUCUGAGAACUACUGCAGACAUGCCUGGCAGACCCCCUCAGCGACAUUGGCACCAGUAUGGGAGAAAGGUAGUGUCAUUUCAAGGUGCAGUUGUUUGCAGCAGAAUAGCAGGAGUGGCUUUGCCCUACCCAUUGUAGCAGUGCCAGCUUUUAUUAUAUUCUGGGACUACAAUUAACUAUCCCAGAAGAAGCCAAAAACCCCAGACGACCCAAUACUGGUAAUAAUCAGGAUAAUAAAUGAUGUUUGAGAUUUUUGAGUGGGGCUUGGAGCUGCAAGGAUUGGGGGACGGUAGGGUUUAUACCUGUGAAGGGCAGAGGCAGAGCUGUUUUCUCUCCACGCCCCCCCCCACCCCAAAAACAGCUUGUUGCUGUGUGUUAGUCUGGAGGAAGGAGGGAGGGGAAAGCAGCAGAGAGGCGAAGAAGGGAGGAGCUUCGCCCUGGCAGGCGGCUCUCACCCUCAGUUGUUUUCUCCCCCUUUUUCUGUAGCCAGAAACGUCACACAGCCAUGUAACUGUAAUACAAGAAGUGAAAGAGGCAGAGAGAGAGGGAGGGAGGGAGAGAGAGAGAGAACAGGCACAGCUCAACUUCUAACCCUUAACAAAGGCAAAAGAGAGAGAGGGAGAGGAUUUGUCAAGGCGCUACCCAAAAGAAAAGAAAAGUGGAGGUGGUGGUGGGGGGAGAGACCGCUGCAGCCCCUGAGAAACCAGGCGAGGCUCAAUUUCUGGAGGAGGAGAAGCAAGCAGCUCUGGAGGUUAGAGCGCUGCCCUCUUGGAUUAUGUGGGGCUCCGGUUGGCGGAGGACACUGACUCGGGAGGUCCUGCUUGCUAUCUGACUCAAGAAACGCCAAUGAAUGUUUGUAUCCCAAAUGCUUUUACACAGCUGGAAGGAAACCCAAAUAUGAGAAUGGAGAGAUAAAGGCUCCGUCAUCAGGAAUGCAUGAUUGAAAAAGCAACCCAGUUUCCCAGCCCGAAACAGGGUUCUGCCCUUUUGACUGAUGCUUCUGUGGUGCAGAUGGAUUGUAGCGUAAGCACAAACAUGGAAUUACGAAGAGCCUCCAGUCCUCACAAGAUGAACAAGAGUGAUAUGAAUGCAAACAAGUCUGUGCUGCACAGCUGCUGCAUCUGUGGCAAAAGUUUUCCUUUCCAGAGCUCACUCUCACAGCACAUGAGGAAGCACACAGGGGAGAAGCCAUACAAGUGCCCUUAUUGUGACCACAGAGCUUCCCAAAAGGGCAACUUGAAGAUUCACAUCCGGAGUCACAGGACAGGCACUAUUAGUCAGGGGAAUGAAGUGGAGAUGGGAGGAGAAGCACAGCUCAGUGAGAUGAGAGUAUCUGAAGGCCUUGACGGUUGCACUAGCCCUACCAAAAGCACCUCUGCCUGCAACAAGAUAUUGAACGGAGCAACUCCCAAAGAAGAAGGCAAGAUCUUGCUCAGGAGCAGCAGGAAGGAGUCCUCUGAAGAAGCACCAGUUGGAGAAGAUGUUAAGCUUUGUUCUUUUCCAUGUACCUUCUGCAAAAACAAGUUUGAAGGUAAGAAAGAGUUGGAGCAGCACAUCCAUCAGGUCCACAAACCUUUCAAAUGCAGACUGUGCAACUACAUGACAUUAAGGGAGGAGACUCUGCUAAACCACAUAGAAAGGGACCACAUCACCACUCAGAUUCCAAACGGGGAAACGUACAAUGCCGAGAACUGCAAGGCUGAGUCGAGUGCAGGAGAGUUUCCUUGCGAAGUCUGUGGGCAGGCUUUUAGUCAAACCUGGUUCCUCAAAGCUCACAUGAAAAAGCAUAGAGGGUCAUUUGACCACGGAUGCCACAUCUGUGGCAGGAAAUUUAAGGAGCCCUGGUUUCUCAAAAACCACAUGAAAUCCCAUGGCCCAAAAUCUGGGAGCAAAAACAAGCCAAAAAACGAUUCGGAGCCUAUAGCCACUAUUAAUGAUGUCGUUCAAGAAGAGAUGAUUGUGACUGGUUUGUCCCUGUAUGAAAUUUGUACAAAGUGUGGAAACCUGUUUACAAAUAUGGAAAGCCUAAAAGCACACAAUUCUGUACAUUGCAAGUCUCAAGGAGCCCGCAGUGAACAUAGAGUUGAUAGGCUAGUUGACGGGGACCCCCCUGUUGCAAAGCAGUUUUUCUUCCAGUAUCUGAAACUAAGGCCAUCUGUAGGGAUUGAUGGCGCUCCAAGGGGCCAUUCAGGAAAAAGAGUAGCUGAGCUGGAUCCAGUCAACAGUUACCAGGCUUGGCAUCUGGCUACCAAAGGAAAAGUUGCAGAACCUUCUGAGUACGUGAAGUAUUUAGGAUGGGACGAAGUCCUGGCGGAUGCUGACGUCACUUACGACAGGGACAAAAGGGAAUAUAUUCUCGUCAGCCAAGAGAAGCGCAAACAAGAGCAGGACUCCUCCAGCUCGUCCAGCAAUCCAAAAAAGAAGAAUUGUACUAGUGGGCGUUCAGAAAAAAGCAGCCAUGUGCAGUCGGGAGACAGCUGCAUGCUUAGCCAAGAAGACCUGGAGUAUAGGCCGUCCUCGCGCCAGAGCAGAAGGGUGUCUCAGAACAAGUCCACAGAGUGCUUUGAAUGUGGCAAGAUCUUCCGCACCUAUCACCAAAUGGUACUUCAUUCCCGUGUGCACAGGAAAGACCGCAGAAGCUGCAGUGAAGGGGUGGCAGCCGCUCAGCAAGAUCGGUAUAGAUCAAAUAGUGAGGAUGGCGACUCUGGGUCUGCCAGUGGACCGAGCACACCAAGUUCUGCUUCUGGCCCAGAGGAUUCAGUCACCUCUGGAGUGGGUGAGGAGGGGCCUGAGGAUAGUUCAGAGGAAGGAACGCAAGAGCCACCCCCACGUAAGAAGCCAUACCUUUGCAGUUUUUCUGAAGAAGCACCUCUGGCAACCCUACAGUUCAACCAUGGGAGAAACAUUACAAGAGAAAACAAUGCCAGUGAAUCUAAAACAGAGCUGUCUUUGGUGGCAUCUAUACCAGAAAACAAGACCAGAGAACCCUUUCCAAAACAUGUGGAUUGCAAAAUUUCCCAGGAUUUAAAGAGGUCGGCAUUUCAGCAAAGCCACAAUUUCCCUUGCUCCAGUAGGACGGUUGACUUUGCUUCUAGACUCUGUCCAACGUACUCUGAUGUGAGACUGGAUUUGCAAACCCCGCUGGGCAAGGGCUCUGAGGAGAAUCCUCCUGAUAUUUGUGAAGACCCUGUGUUAAUUGACAGUGCAGAUUUCCCAGAGAAGAUUCCAUUAGAUCUAAGUGAGAAGUCAAGCAGGGCUGAUUCAUGCAAUGCGAGUUUUACCUCAACCUUACAGGCUGCUUUGAUUGUCCACCCGUGCCCUUACUGCAGUCAUAAGACCUAUUACCCAGAAGUCCUGUGGAUGCACAAAAGAAUUUGUCACAAGGUCAGCUGUAACUCUGUGGCUCCCCCUUGGGUCCUUCAAAAUGGAUUCAAGAGCAUAAAACACAACGCCGUUUUCAUGGCACGAAGUGGCCGCACCGGACCCCCUCCUGCUCUUGGUGGUAAAGAAUGCCAGCCUUUGCCUGUCAGCAGAUUCACACGCCUUCAGGUGCCAAGUUUGGGACCUAAAAAUAAUUCUUCUGGUUCUGCUAUGACUGCUAAGCCUGGGGCUAUGCAGAAGGAUGCGCCACUGCCCACUGGUAGCUAUGGUCCACGGUCAUCAGGCACAGAUGGGUACAGGCAGCCCAAACUGAACCACACCCACGAGCAAAACAGCACAGUAUCCCAACAGCCCCAACUGAAAGCAAAAUACGAAGCAAACCCCAAGUUGCUGCAGGCAGGGAGCUUUGGCGUAAGUUUGGCGCCUUCCCCGGUGAUUGUCUCUAAACCCAACUCACAGCCCUCCAACAGCAAACUCGCCGAGAAGUAUACCGUCCCCCAAGUCAGUGCUGGGUUUGUCCCUUUAAGCAAGCAUUGCACUUCAGAACCAGGGAAGGCCAAAUUUUACUCUCCGCCUCAGUACCUCCCCCCGUGUAAAGCUGAGCCAUACCUUGUGCAAGAAGACCCACCUGUGCCUCAGCAAGAUCCGAACACCAAGAAAGAGAAUGAGGCGAGGGCGCUGGUCAAUUGUACAGCAGGAUCCAGAGCAAGUCCUCUAAUGCUGUCCCAGCCUAACACAGCAGGGCCUCUCCCACCUGUACAUUCCACCAAACAGGAGCCACCGUCGGAAGGACACGAGAAGUGCUUGGACAUUUUGAACAUCUUUAAGACCUCCAUUCCAAAGGAUCUCGCCACUCUCUACCAAACAUGGGGUGCCAAUAGCCCUGUAGUGGACCAUGCUGGGAUGCUUAGGACACAAACACGCCAAGGAGACUAUCUCUGCGUAGAGUGUGGAAAGGGUUUCACCCAACCAAGCCACCUCAGAACUCACAUGAGGUCUCACACAGUGGUAUUUGAGUCUAAUGGACUCCGAGGUACUGACGUUCACACCACCUCCGCAGACGCCCCAAAACAAGCGAGAGACCCUUCCAGUGCAGAUAUUGUCCAUACAGUGCCUCUCAGAAAGGGAACCUAAAGACGCAUGUCCAAUGUGUACAUCGGGUUCCUUUUGACAACAGCCAGUACCUUGACCGACGGUUCCUACAGCCUCCAAAUAAUUAUUCUCACAACCCUAUGGAAGAACAGCUGGAAAACCUCCUCGCAAAGCAUCCGGUCCCAGGAGCAACUGUGUUACAAUGAAAUCUGUGCUCUGUGCUUUGCUGGAAAGCGAUGCCUCUGAACUGUUAAUCAUUUUUUUAAAAUAAAUGAAGAAGCUGCAGAAGAUAUAUACAAAUUGACAUACUAAUCAGUCCCCACUGCUCCUUAUUUCCUUUAUAACAAACAGCGGCGCUGGCAAGCUUUCUGGUGGCGCAAGGCAUCUCUAUUAAUCAAGAUAACUUUUUUUAGACACUGGAAAAAUUAAACUUUAUAUGAUUUGGAGGGCAGGACUGCAACAAAAUCCUCCCUCAUGGUUGCUUGAAUCUUUAAAACACACACACACACAGGUGGAUUUGGGAAUGUGGGAUGGAGUGAUUAAUGAAACUGCCAUUAGCUGUCAUGCUGGGGGGGGGGGCACACAACUUUCCCCCCUCCCCUCCCCCCAAAAAGGAAGAAAGCAAAAUGGAGGAGCCAUUCAGUGCUGUGAAAGCCAGGCUUGAUGAAGGACGGAAGGGACUAAAGAGAAAGAGCAUCAUUCUGCAGCGAGGUUGUUUCAUGAUAGUUUGGGGACCACUUGCAUUUCCAGUGGGCUUAUCCUUGACUGCACACCAUUAAUAGUAUGUGAAUAUGGAAAUUGAAACACUUCUUUAAAAUGCUUCUCUUUUCACUUCAGAAAGAAAAGAAAAUGGCUAGUCAGACACUAAAAAAGGAGAGGAAGAAGAAAAACAGGCUUCUGUGUUUAGUUUUGUUUUUACUCUCAGGGCCUUUCUGAUUGUUUGUUUAUCCUGCGAUUUCUUUCAGCGCUACUUUCUGUGACCUGAUCACAAAGGAAAUGUGCAUGCUUUUUAAAAAAUAAAAUUAAAAAGAUUUUUUUGGGGGGGGGAUGAUUCAGCUGUUUAAAGCUGCUGAUUUGUAUGCUUUUAAUAGAAAGAAAGAAAGAGAGAAAGAAAAAUAAGAGUUCAGGCAGACCUAGGCCCUUAGGGUACUUUAUGUGCCUGUAUUUCUGUGCAGCAAGCCAGUUACCCUUUCUGGGCCCUUGUGACAUUUUGAAGAGAGAGGGGAAAAAAAGAUGAAUAGCUUCUUUCGUGGUGACAGGUCAGCGUUCAUCUAAUGUGUCAUGUCCUGUACUUGGUAAUCACUGGGGUAAGGGGGAGAGAAAGGAAGCUUUAUAUACCUCUUCUUACAGUGCAGUUGUAAGGGUUGCAAGUUGUUCACCAUCCAGUGUCUGCAAUUCAUUUUUUUUUAAAAAAAAUAUAUAUUCCACAAGUAUAAAUAUUUUUCUUUCCCUUCAUUGCUAUGACACUAUGUGUGUUGGUAAUAAUUCAGAUUUUCAGAUUUUGCACGUAUAAUUUUAUGCAUCAUCAUCAUCAUCAUCAUCAAAAUGCUGCCUUGAAAAAAAAUAUUCUGUGAAACACUUUUUGCAAAAAGAAGAAGAAGAAGCUUUACUAGGUUUUUAAAAAUUGUAACAUUUUUGUAAAGGCAGAAAAAAGGAUUUUUUAAAAAUAAACUAGCAUGCUAAAUAUAUUUUUCAAAAAAAGCAAUAAUUUUACAUGUACAGAAAUGGCGCUAACCUUUUAAUACUGAUCGAGAGCCACCGUUUACUUUCUACAAAUAAUGGGAUCGUGCUGUCUUUGAAGUAAAUGGGCUUCUUACACAAAGAAUUUUAAAUGUGUACUUUUUCUGUUCUAAUUUUGUUUUUGUCUCUCUUUGAUUUGGGUUUCUACUUAAUUGCAGAUUACUUGACCGUUCUUGCUUUACAGUUGCUGACGAUAAUGCAAUUGAAACGUUUGUAUGCAAUUUGCUGGCUUGGGAUUUCUAUUUGAUUCCUCAUACACCAACUGUAUGCCUGCUGUAAUCCUGGUAUAGCUAAGAAUAUCUGUGCAAAUGCCUAUAUAAGUGAUUGCAAUCUGCUGUCUUUUGAAGUUAUCUUGCAGUCUUGCAGAAAUUUGUAUAGACACAUUCCACACUCCCCACUUCCUGUACUCCACUCCACUCCCCCCCCCAUCCAGCUCGUUUUCUGUCUUGAUUAACACUUGAUCAAUUUGGGAUUCACACUCAAGUGCUACUUUCCCCUUUAUCAAGCACUUAUUUUCCUUGUUUAAAGCAAACAGGUAAGGAUUCAGGAAUGCACAAAGGUAGCUGCUUUGCUUAUUUUGUGUGUUUGUAGUUAUUAAAAAACCCUUCUGUCCCUCAAAAGUUAUGUGAGUGUCAUGUACAGCUGUAAUUAUUUAUGUUGGUUGAUUGUGUUUUGUUGUUGAUUGGGGGGGGGUUGGGGGGGCGUGUGAUGGGUUGAUUUUUGUUUUUGAAAGCUGAUAUGAAAGGAUCUUAGUUAAUAUUAAGACUUUAAAAGCUCCUCCUGGAGACUGUUUACUUCAGGACUGUCUGACGCAGAGAAAGUGCUGUCACUGCCAUUACCAGGGUACUAAUCAGCAAAGUUUACAAUCAUAAUUUAGCUACAUGAAGAACAACAGCAGGGGAAAUCAGUUUAAAUAAUUAUAUGCUGUGUAUAGCACAGAAAUGAGAUUUUCACUUAAUUAAACAAGAAAUGGGGAGGCUGAGGGGGAGCAGUCAUUAAAGAGCAGCCGUUUUCACGUGUGAAUCCCAAGCAUUGUAAUUUCCUCCUUUAUCAUCCAUAUUGUAUCGAUUUGUUAAUUCAGUUAGACCCUAGUACUUAGGAUGAUUUGUGUUCUUAUUUAUUUAGUUCUUUGGGUUUCAGAUAGCUUCCCCCCCCCCUUUUUAGGAAACUUGAUAAUUUUGUAGCAUGACACACUUUGUAAGCCAUCUUCUGACUGUUACAGAGACUUUUCUACUACCUCUAUCAAUCUGUUUCUUUUCCUUAACAGGUUUUCUACAGUGUUGCAGUCUAAUGUACCUUAGACAAUAAAGGGUUCGAUUAUGAGCACUGCAGAUGGUGUAUCAGCUA
This is a messenger RNA of Zootoca vivipara (common lizard), 11296 nucleotides long. RefSeq names its product zinc finger protein 516 (gene ZNF516). Gene Ontology annotation, molecular function: RNA polymerase II cis-regulatory region sequence-specific DNA binding; DNA-binding transcription factor activity, RNA polymerase II-specific. NCBI's taxonomy places the organism in Eukaryota, Metazoa, Chordata, Lepidosauria, Squamata, Lacertidae. Gene Ontology annotation, cellular component: nucleus. Gene Ontology annotation, biological process: regulation of DNA-templated transcription. The record is from RefSeq and is a predicted model, not a curated record.